Molecule: messenger RNA, 2337 nt
Organism: Oryzias latipes (Japanese medaka)
Lineage: Eukaryota; Metazoa; Chordata; Actinopteri; Beloniformes; Adrianichthyidae
Source: RefSeq, a predicted model, not a curated record
UUAGCUUGUGGUGGUGUGUGUCCUGUGGGUUAUAUUUGCCCAAAGGGCACAAAACAUCCGCACCAGUACCCCUGUCCUGUCGGAACUUGGAGCAGCUCUGUGGGAGCUCAGAACCUGUCUUUCUGUCAUCCCUGCCCUCCUGGACUUCACUGCAACAGUUCUGGACUAAGUCAGCCUUCAGGAAUAUGUGUUGGAGGUUAUUAUUGUGUAGAAGGAGCAGCUUUUGAGAGACCCUCAGAUGGAGUGACAGGAAAUAUUUGUCCAGUUGGACACUAUUGUCCUCCAGGCUCAGAUUUUCCUAUAGAAUGCCCGGAUGGCACAUUCUCAAACACAACAGGAGCAGAGUUGUGUGAAGACUGUCCCGUGGGAACAUACUGUCUGUCAGGUGAAGGUGUCCAGCCCUGUCCAGCUGGUCAUUACUGCCUUGGUGGAGGUGUUGAGGGGAUUCUGCCUUGUCCGCCUGGCACAUUCAACCCUCGCUUUGGCCUCAGUCAGGUGGAGCAGUGCCUCGUUUGUCCAGCAGGAUUUUACUGUGAAGACUGGGGGCUGUUUGAGCCCAGUGGACCCUGUCAGGCUGGUUACUACUGCCAAGCGGGUGUAAACUUUGAGAAUCCAGACAGCAACUUCAGCACAGGAAUAGGAGGAGUAUGCCCCAAGGGGAGUUACUGUCCUGUGGGCAGCAGUCUGCCUCUGGCCUGUCCACCAGGGACUUACUCCAACAGUCUUUAUCUGACAGAUGCCUCUGGCUGUAGUCCAUGUCCAGCGGGUCAAUACUGUGGCGCUCCAGGUCUAACUCGCCCGUCUGGUCCCUGCAAGCCCGGAUCUUACUGUCCAGGUGGAGACACGACAAGCACAGGAGGACUUUGCCCACCAAGUCAUUACUGCCCCGAGGGGAUUGAUAGCCCAAUGCCGUGCCCUGCAGGAACCUACAACAACCUGACGGGUCAGCCAGUGUGUUCCCGCUGUCCUGCAGGAUAUUACUGCCCCGAAAUGACUGGCAAUUUUACUAAAUUCCCUUGUCCCCAUGGUUUCUACUGCCCCGAUGGAACUAGGCAUGCCACCCAAUUCCCUUGUCCUCGGGGAUACUACAACCCAGAGCCAAUGACUCAGAGUCUGGAUAGUUGCCUGCCUUGUCCUCCAGGACACUACUGUGAGAAAGAACGGCUGACCAAAGUGUCUGGAAAAUGCAAGCCUGGGUGGUUCUGUGUGUCAGCAGCAUGGAACUCUCAGCCCUUUGACCUGGACAAUUACACAAAUGCCAACUGUCUAUGUCCAGCAACCUCCACAGGGGGGCGCUGUCAAGUGGGCUUUUAUUGUCCUCUGGGAAGUCCUGAGCCCUUACCCUGUCCCCCAGGAGCCUUCUGCAACCUUUCUGGUUUAGCUUUGCCAGCGGGUCCUUGUUCCCCUGGGUAUUACUGCACUGGAAGAGCCACUGGGGCCAAGCCAAUUGAUGGGAAAACAGGGAACAUCUGUCCUCCUGGAACAUAUUGUGCUGAGGGCUCAGGAGAGCCAGAGUUGUGUCCACCUGGUACCUACUCCCCAGUAUCUGCGCUGACUAAUGAGGCUGGCUGUCAACCUUGCUCUGCAGGCUUCUAUUGCCAAGGAGCGGGACUCAUCUCUCCAACAGGACCAUGCAGCCAAGGUUACUGGUGUCCUCCUGGUCAGACUGUGGCUACAGCUCUACCAUGUCCUCCCGGUCACUUUUGCGUGGAAGGCAGCUCAGCUCCUGAGCCCUGUCCAUCAGGGUCGUAUCAGAAUAGAGGCAAACAGGCUUCCUGCUCUAUCUGUGAGGAAGGGUACUACUGUGAUGUGAGACUGGGUGCAGCCAAUCUUUCCUCACUGAGGCCUUGCCCUAAAGGACAUUACUGUCCUGCAGGUACAGCCCUCCCCACCCAGCACCCCUGCCCCAUAGGCUCCUUUAACCCGAGCGAGCGCGCACAUAGUCAAACUAGCUGCCUUCCAUGUGCCACAGGACAUUACUGUCCUUUUGUUGGACUGUCAGAGCCGGCAGGCGCUGUAGCUCCUGAGGUCUGCCCUGAAGGAACUUGGUCCAACCGCUCAGGCCUGCGUAGCCGGGAAGAUUGUACACCCUGUCUGGGCGGAUUUUACUGUGACUCGGCUGGCCUCACUAAACCCAGUGGAUUGUGUAACGCAGGUUAUUACUGCAUGGAGGGAGCAGUAACAUCAACCCCUACAGAUGGAGAUACAGGGGGACCCUGCCCUGAGGGUCACUACUGCCCAGAGGGAUCUGUUCAGCCUGUGCCCUGCCAUCCAGGGACCUAUGUUACUGUUACACAAGCUACUCAGUGUGACCUUUGUUUGUGGUUCUAUUAUUGA